Molecule: messenger RNA, 4902 nt
Organism: Priapulus caudatus
Lineage: Eukaryota; Metazoa; Priapulida; Priapulimorpha; Priapulimorphida; Priapulidae
Product: GTPase-activating Rap/Ran-GAP domain-like protein 3
Exons: 25
Coding region: 1-2901 (966 amino acids)
Biological process (GO): regulation of small GTPase mediated signal transduction; activation of GTPase activity
Cellular component (GO): cytoplasm
Molecular function (GO): GTPase activator activity
Source: RefSeq, a predicted model, not a curated record
AUGACGUCGGCUCGGGAUCGGUCGCAGUCGGUUUCUGUACGGCGAGUCACUCCGCGUAUUAUCAUCAACAGCGUCAUAGCCGAGGAAGGGUACAGACAGCGGGCAUUAAGCUCGACAGCCGCAGACCUUGCCGCACGACGGGGUGUAUUCAGCAGGAAGCAUUAUGGUUCCAUCGAGCUAUUAGUGUCGCACGAUGAGGAUGGGGGCGCUCACGCUGUCGGUCGCUUCCGAGUAGAAAACGGGGAUCGGUGUGACAAAGACGAGGUCUACGGGGCUGCUGCCGCUCCAUCGCCCGUACACUUGGAAAAUCCUGAAUUCCAAACGCGCUGGUACUUCAAGUACUAUCUUGGAAAACAGCACCAGAAUUAUGUGGGUCACGAAUACGACGGAAACAUAUUCUUCCUGUCGAUUGUUCUUACCGACGCCAACAAUCACAGCGUGCCGCAGUACAGAGUCAUCUUGUGGCGCAGAACGGGAACGCAGAAGAUAUGCCUGCCUUUUAAUCCCAACAAGCCGAUGACGGCGAAGCAGAUAUCGAGUUCUUUCUCCAAUAUGGAAAAGAUAGAGAAGGGACCACGAGAGAUAUUCAGUCCGGAAAUUCAAAAGGACCUGCUGCUCUUAGAGGAACAAGAAGGUUCGGUAAAUUUCAAAUUCGGGAUCGUGUACGCGAAGGCGGGUCAGACGUCGGACGACGAGUUCUUCAGUAACGAGAACGGAAGUGAAGAAUUUAAAAGAUUUAUUGACCUAUUGGGCGGCAGAAUCACGCUGCGCAACUGGGACCGAUUCAAAGGUGGCUUGGACGUUAAAAGCAAUACGACAGGUAUGGAGUCAAGAUACACGGUGUUCGAAGGCCACGAGAUCAUGUUUCACGUAUCGACGUUACUUCCGUAUUCCAGAGACAACCGACAGCAAGUGGAGAGGAAGCGAAUAUUGGCACGAUAUUGUAAGGCAUCGUGUUCCAAGAGCAAGCGAGGCUGGCGACGUGCCAUGCUUUUCAAAGCCUUGUAUGCUAAAGUCGAUAUUUUCGCGCUGGUGACGUACAAUCGACAGUUGGACGCCUACAGGCUGUGGGUGUGGUCCGAGGAAGCGGUGCCUCUCUUCGGACCUACUCUUCCCUGUCCACCCCUCUUCCAGGACCCGCAGCAGUUUCGCGAUUUUCUUCUCGUCAAACGUAAUCAUACUUUAUACUCUUCAACACGCUUCGAUGAAUUGUUCUCAUCCAUUCUCAACGCUCACAGUGACUUAAUCUCAAAGCCGAUAGCCCCGAAUAUGCUCAACCGGAGAGCGUUUAGCGACGUCUUUCCGGACUCUCCGCGUGGCUCCCGGCGCAAAGAGGAAGCGCGACAAGCGGAGUUCCUGCAAACCGGACAGGCACUGAAGCUGGAUACAAUAAUGAGAGGGGAUGCACCGACCAGCCUAGCGACAACCGGACUAUUUCGCCGUGAGCCGUGGGAACCUCACUGCAUCUAUCCGGAUUUUCCGCACGAGGUCGUCUGUGGCGAUUCCUGGGGUGACAGACUGAUAGUCGGUGCAGAAGGAGGUGGAAUAUUCCUUAUAGAAGAGAGAACGCCGUAUAGAGCUCUCUUCGAUAGAUCCGUAGUCAUCAGGCAGCUGAAUGUUGUCGCUCCGCACGGUAUCCUUCUGUUUCUGGCUGAUAAAGGCAAGGAAAGUCGUGUAUACGUUUGCAGACUUAGUGAUUUUGAAGGACAGAGCCACGAACAAACGACGCGCACAAAGGCUGACCUAAAGAACAAUCGAUUGGAAAUCACAAAAGGGUGUCAUCUGUACGCACUGAGCCGGCCGGGCGGCAGCCAUCUCAGAAUGGUGAUCGCAAUCAACAAACGGCUGCUGGUGGUACAGUGGCGCCACUCGGCGGCGUGGACAGCGUGGUGUUCUGCGUCUGAUACAGACACGAUCGAUGGCUUCCACUAUAUACGCGAGCAUCAGUGCGGAGACAUACCGUCGAUACUGACGCUCAUCGAUGGCACCAAGUGUGAUAACCAGAUAAGCGUCGGUUACCGCAACCAGUUUGAUCUUAUCAACGAGAAGAACGGAGACAUGCUGAGACUGUUCCAUGUAGAAGGCAGUAAGGUAAAGCUUGUUACUGCACUGGAUAUUUAUGAAGACGAUGAAGCAGAACUUCUCCUAUGCUACAAUCAUACGGCACAUUUCCAGAAGUUGUGCGAGGAGACAUCGACACAGUUUGACUUCCAGUGGAACUCUGUUCCAAACAAAAUCGUUUGUGCGUUCCCCUACAUCAUGGGGUUCACUUACGAUUCUAUCGAGAUACGACUCAUCGUGAAUGGAAAUCUUGUACAUACGAUGAAUAUGCCAAAGCUUAAUCUUCUGACAUCCAAGAGUGACAUCUACUUCACUGUACCGGCGAUGGACGUAUUCACGGAUUCAGAUGGAGCCACGCCACCGAAUGAAGGACUAUCUGUUCACGCGUGCCUACCGAAAACUGACCCAACUCCGUCUACGUCCGACGGCAAGCCGCUACGAAUACUGAAGAUACCGAUGAGCUGUCUGACGGGUCAGGUACAACAAUGCGACCUGCCCGCCGUGCAGCCGCCGUUGCCUUCCUCCACCCGUCUCGCACCCAUCAUCAGCGUGACGUCAGAGCGCACGUCGCCGACGCAGCCGACCGGUGAGCGGGAUGGUCGGCUGCUCGAGCGAGGAGGCGACCAUCGGCCUGAUCAGUUGCACCGCUGCAUGCGAAGCAGCUCGGGUCUGUUCAUCCGCAAGCUCGACCAGGUGCUGCGCUCGGACUCCGGCAGCUCGGACUCGGGCUACCGGCGCAGCGGCAGCGAGGGCUCGACGCCGCCUAUCAGCCCAUUCUUCUUCCCAGAGAACAUCGACGACGAGACGAUCAUGUUCGAGUCGAAGUAUCACUCACACUGAUCGAGCCAGGCGCGCGCGCCCUCGCGCGGCCAAAAGUGCAGUUAUAGUUGUAGUAGUGACGUUUGUAUACGCAUCGUACUGUCGUUGACUUUCGUGAACAAAGUUUAUCGUGGCGCGUUGUGAGGUAACGCUUCCAGCUUCCGCUGCCGGAUGCCGUUAUUAUAUGCGAUGACGAUGACAACGAUGAUGACGAUAGCGACGACGGCAAUGACGACAACGACAACGAUGACGACAAAGAUGGUGAUGAUGACAAUGACGAUACUGUUGACGAUAAUGCGUACGACAAUAAUAAUAAUGGUGACGAAAUGAUGGCAACCGUGUCAUCCACAAAUACGACGACGAUGACGACCAUAACAAUGACGACGCUGGCGACGACGAUGGUGAACAACUAUUUACAUGCGUUCUACCGACGAGACGUGUAAAUACCGGUGAUGCCCGUUUUCUUCUUUGUGGACUGCUUGAGACACAAGCUGCCGCGCGAGCAUAUUUUGAGCAUGAUUACUUCACAUAACGCGACAGUAGCAUUUUGCAUGUUUGAGUUCUGAAAAUCAUGUUUAGUUUAACCGCCACACUAGUCGUUCUGAUUAGUGUGAUCACGUCGCUACCGGUAUUCGUGAGUAGAUGAUAUACACGCUACAGGAUUCGACUUCACAUAGCAUAUGUAAUGACACACUAGUGUUAACCAGGUUACUCAGAAGAAUUGUGUUACAUUGUAAGAUACUGUGUCUCAGAACAUGAACAAAAAGCAGAAAUCAAGGUAGUCAAAUCUUGGCUUCUUUAAUUGGUCUUAAAUUUCGUAAAUAGCUAAGCGCCUAUACUAUAUGAGUGAAAUGGUUAAAUAGCUAUUGAACUCGCUCUCAACUAGCAGCUCUAGGUAUGGAUAAUUAUUUGCACGUAAGUUAUGUGAGUAUUAUGCCUGCACUGUGAUAAUCGGAUACCUUAUACUCUUGAUUCUGUUUUUGACUGCCGCAGCAUAAUGAGUGAUUUGAAAGCUAUUGUGUGUCGUGCAAAAUCGCGUCAUGAUGAAACAUGAUAGCGAUGUUGUUCACAAUAUAUCAUAAACGAAUCCAUGCAGCGUAUGAACGCUUGAAUCAUCGGGAAUUGUAACACGAAGCCUUUUGCUGUUGCAGCGCAUCGUCUCUGCAUGUUAGGUCUUUUGAAACGACGAUAGGCGAUUCAUGUGUCUGUUGAAUAUAGAAUUUCUAUGCCCUUUCAUCGAUGAUCUGUUAUAAUAUCGAGAUCUGUUCCGAGCUCUGCGAUUGCUGAAUCUAAAGUUGUCCACGACAACUGCGAUGCAUUAUAUCGACUUUCGUAAAUGAUCACCGGUAUUCGUGAGUAGAUGAUAUACACGCUACAGGAUCCGACUUGCGUGUGCUCUCUUGCGCUAGAUCGGAUAUCUAGAUUAUCUAUUGAAUUGCGUUUAUUUAUCGUAUCCACCAUUAAACGAUGAUAAUUAGCGGGUUCACACCAAUGUGCAAUUAUUUUGCUUUGCCAAUUUUUAAGAAUCAUAAUCAGUCACAUGUUUUUAUAUAAGUUGUUGGCUGGAAGACCGCUAACGUUCGCUCUGUUCAUCAACGUGAAUACGUGUUUUUCUCAAGGCGUCGUGUCUGCUUAUAUAUACACAAUUGUUGUUUUUCACAUGAUGUAGCUUCGAAUGUUGUUCAUUUAGAAUAGCAGCUCUUGACGUGCACUAAGCACCCGCUUUCACAAUUAUGUUGCGUGUGGGAAUAGUAUUGCCCUAGAUGGCGCCAGUAUAUUUUUGUCUGUUGAAGUGUUUACGGAUGACGCAGUAACUUUACUGAUGCGUACGAAAGUGUCGAUCUUCAUCGUCAGCUACGAUCAAGACUUCAUUCUCGAUCCUCUUUACUUUUAAUACUUUAAGGGCUUAUUGUGGCGGUCGUAUUCAGGUGCGAACUGCACCAGAAGUAAACUGUCGCCACCUGUUGUAAAUAUCAGAUUGCUAGAUCGAUCCGUGACUAGAUCACAAAUCAGGUAAAUAAA